UCACAUAGGGGUCAUUUACUUUAAACGUGUGUCUCUUUGAACUUUGGGUAGUGAGCUUAUAUUGGAAUUGAUUAGGUAUUAGUUGUCAUUUAGGUUGAAUUUUUGAGGCUAAUUAGCUAGGUAUUUUCUAGUUGGAAAAUGUCUGGACCAGAGUUACUCCUGGAUUCUAAUAUCCGAAUGUGGGUCGUCGUACCCAUAGUGUUCAUUACAUUCUUUGUUGGAGUCAUUCGGCACUACGUUACUCAACUCCUUCAUAGCGACAAGACGGUAGAAGUCGAACAGGUGUCUGACAGUCAAGUCUUACUAAGGAGCCGGAUAUUGAGGGAAAAUGGAAAAUACCUUCCGAAACAGUCAUUUGCCAUGCGCAAACACUACUUUAAUAAUACAGAAACUGGAUUCUUCAAGAAAGUUAAGAGGAAGGUCGUUCCUAAAAACCCAAUGACUGAUACUGGCAUGGUGACCGACAUGAUGAAAGGAAACCUGACAAAUGUGCUUCCCAUGAUUUUAAUCGGUGGAUGGAUAAAUUGGGCCUUUUCUGGCUUUGUCACUACUAAGGUUCCCUUCCCACUGACUUUGAGAUUUAAGCCCAUGCUCCAACGAGGAAUUGAGCUACUUUCCCUUGAUGCAUCCUGGGUGAGUUCGGCCUCUUGGUACUUUCUCAAUGUUUUUGGACUGCGCAGUAUGUAUACCCUUAUCCUGGGACAAGACAAUGCUGCCGAUCAGUCACGGAUUAUGCAGGAUCAGAUGACAGGGGCUGCAAUGGCAAUGCCGCCCGAUCCCAACAAGGCCUUCAAGAGUGAAUGGGAAGCACUGGAGAUUGUUGAGCAUCGGUGGGCCCUGGAGAAUGUUGAGGAUGAGCUCAUGUCUCGGGACCUCAAUUUUGGUGGAUUCUUCAGACGGGAGCUCAAAGGCGCUAUGUUUUGAUAGAAAAACACGAGAAAAGGCUGCAUUACCACCAGUGAAAUAACGGGACGCAACCCAACUCUCCCUGUUAUGUGCACUCUACGUUUCUCAACUUUUUGGACUUUUUACUGAUCUUCCAGUUGUCAAGUCUUGUUUUUAACUGUAAAUGUGCAUCAGAUUUACCUCACUCUCCCUUUAACCUUGUGUCAUUUUGGAUUAAAAAUAAAAAACGUGUUUUAAUUUACAGCAAUUCACUCCAUUCUCUUUAGUGCUAAUGCCUUGCAGUGUUCAAUGACUUGUAUUUAGUUUAGGCAUAUUGACCUUGCUUCCUUAUCCUAGUGCUGUAUUCAAUCUGGUCUCCAUUGAGAUGCCUAUGCACUAUGUGCACAUGUACACUUUGUAUGUUUGCUGUAAUUCUGAAUUUGUCAAUUCAAGGACUCACUUUAGAGGACAGUAGUUGGUGCAGACUUGCCAAUAUAAGCAAACUCGCUUAUAUUGCUAGUUAACACAAUUUUGUGCCUUAUGAUUUGCUUAUGACUUUUAACCAUAGUUUCUGGUGCUGGCUUUUGGCUGAUUAGAUUUGAUGAGCUGUUGAAUGAAAAACAAUCUGUAUUUCACCCGGUAAUCUCUGGGAUAUGUGUGAUAUGUUGUUGAAUGUACAUUUGUACUAAUGGGUUACAAGACAAAGGUUGUUUAUUCAAUAUUUCUAACAUCUACCGCUAGUACAGGGGUCUCCAACCCUGGUCCUGGUGAGCUACUGGGUCUGCUGGUUUUUGUUGUUACUCUGGAGACCACUGCUCUAGUAUAUUUGAGGAUUUCUUAGUGAAACAAAUUGAUUUCAGUUGAUUGUUCUCAAUCAUAACAGUUCAUUGACCUACUAAGCCAAAUUAUUGUAUCAAGCAGAGUACUGACUUCAGGUAACCAUUUUUAUUUAGAAAUACUACGUUAGAAAUAAGUUGAACAAACUCCCUUUCAUAUACUCUAUUUUCAUUUACAACCCAGGUCAGAAUACAGUUGACCCAAGUAAGCUGAGACUCGGGCUUUAACAUGCAUAUAAACUGGAUCAGGGGUGAAAGGCUCCCAAAGUAAAAUUUAAAUAAAGGUUGUACAGUAUGUUGUACGCUUCACUGAAUGCCAAAUAUUUAGGUUACCUCAAUUUCUCGAGACUUCAUAAAAUAAUCAUCUCCUCUGUUUGACUUUUAGGGGGAGGCGUAUUCUUCAUUUGAAUGAGGUGUAAAAUAUAAACAUAAUGUAAAAGCACUGGUACAAAAUGCUUUCUGCAUGUAAUUGCAGCAGUUUAUUUAAAGAAUAAAUAUUGAUUUAAUUUGCUUGUCUGAAUGCCUGUUGAGAUUUUGAAAUAAAGGAAGUAUUUAUUGAA
Molecule: messenger RNA, 2281 nt
Organism: Conger conger (European conger)
Lineage: Eukaryota; Metazoa; Chordata; Actinopteri; Anguilliformes; Congridae
Product: ER membrane protein complex subunit 3-like
Exons: 8
Coding region: 139-924 (261 amino acids)
Biological process (GO): protein folding in endoplasmic reticulum
Cellular component (GO): EMC complex; membrane
Source: RefSeq, a predicted model, not a curated record